UGAGAAGAAACGAAACUUAGGCUACUGUACUAGUAUUCCAGAGUGACGAUACUGAUCCUUUCGCUUCAUAUAGGGACGCCAACUGGUACUGUUGUUGUAAAUGUGUCAACUUCCGUAGGCUACUUUAUACUUAUGCUUAAUACUAACAAUUAUUGUACCUGGGCAGGGAACGCGCGUAAUAUUAACAAAUAUUAUAGCUGAGCAGGUAACGCGCAUGGUGUGACAGCAGGCCAGCACACAAGGUGUUCAUUAUCAGUGUGGCCACCUGAGCAUUGUUGCUUUAUGUGCUGGUGCAACUUUACAACUAUUGAAAUGAGCUCCAUUUUAACCAAACUACUUCAACUGGAGUGCCGCUUCACCUGGGAUUUGAGGCAAGAUGACAUGGAUAUUGAUAAUCUACAGACCAGGCUCAAGGACCAGAUUGAGUUAGGUCUCGGGAAAGAGGCAGGGGUUGCACGGACAUUCAGCAAUCUGGCCUACAUCAAAUACCUGAAGGGUUACCCAGAAGAGGCAAUGGCUAACUUGUUAAAGGCUGAGGAGCUCACGAGAGAGUACCAUGGUGAGGACUGUGAGAAACAUCUCAUUGUCCCCUAUGGAGACCUUUCCUGGUUACAUUACCAUGUGGGUGAUUACAUCAAGUGCCAGAGUUACUUAGAGAAACUGGAGGAGAUGAAAGAGAAGUUUCCAACUAGUUCCACAUCUGUCCUCCAUCCUGAGGUCUAUGGUGAGAAGGGUUGGACCUUCCUCAAGUUCUCCUAUAAAUACUAUGACAAAGCACUAGAAUGCUUCAAGAAAGCUCUUGAGCUGGAGUUUGAGGAGAGAGAGUGGAAUGCAGGUUACGCCAUUGCAUUGUAUCGUACAGAAAAAGAGCUCUCAAGUGUUAAUGACUCACCAGCUAUUAAACAACUGAGACGUGCCAUAGAGAUUAACCCACAAGACGCGGUCCUCAUGGUCCUUCUGGGCCUGAAACUGGCUGUCUAUAAAAUAUUUGGGGAGGCAGAGGAGUUGGUGGAGAAAGCUCUGGAUAUGUCCCCAGACUGUCCGCACGUGACACGUUAUGUAGGGAAGUUUCUCCGACAGCAGGGGCACGUUGACAAGUCCAUUGCUCUGUUGCACAGAGCACUAAAGCGUACAAGCCAGUCUGCCAUAAUACACCAUCAAUUGGCUCUCUGCUACAAGAGGAAAAAGAUCUCAGUAUGCAAGAGUGGAAGCUUUCAUGGUAAGGGGGCUGAGAUCCAGCAGCUACUCCGUAAGUGCAUUCAACAUCUGGAGAUGGCUACUUCACUGAAGCCUUCCUUCAUCUAUGCCAUGGCUGAGCUGGCACUGCUCUACGGAGAGGAUAAAGACAUCACCAAGGCAGAGGAACUGUUCAAGAAAACCUUUGAGAAAGCCCUAGCUAAGAAUGACAGUCUGCAGGUGGUCAACUUCAACUAUGGCCAGUUCCAGCAGUAUCACAACAAAUGUGAACCUCUGGCUAUCAAGCACUACACAGAAGGUUUGGAACUACAGAAAGACACUGCUGAUGGGAAGAGUUGUGCCCAGAAACUAAAGAUGAUCGCAGAGAGGCGCAUCUCCCAAGACCCCAUGGAUGGAGAGGCCUGUGGUAUUCUGGGGUUUGUCUAUAGAAUGCAGGGGAAGAAAGAACAGGCCGUACAGUGGUAUGAUAAGGCUGUUGUGCAUGAUUGCAAUGACAAAUACCUCUCUGCACUCUGUGAACUUCGCCUGUCUCUUCAGCAAUAAUACUCCGGAGUCAAACAUGAAUCUGCACUCUGUAAUCUAGCAAUAAAGCCUGAAAGUGUGCAUGCCUCCACUUAAAUCUUUGUUAGACUUAGUUUAAAUUCUCCCUGAUUCAAGAUUGAUAUGAUUUAGCAUAGUAACAAAAAAAAUGAAUUGAUAUGUUUGUUUGUGGAAAUAUGGUUUGGGUCAUUUGAAGAUAUAGUUAUGAAAUUGAAAUAUAUUAUUGUAUUCUACAUGCGCUUUUAGGUUUACAGGAAUUUACUGCACUUUUAUUCACAACACACUGUUGUUUAUUUUUGCAUUUUCCGAUUAAGAACAUUCAAAACAAAAAUGUAUCUUCAACAUCUUGGACAACAAUAUAACAAAGUGACAAUAACCUUUCAAGACGACAGACAAGAAUGUGGGUGAAAUAUAUAUUUUUUAAAGAAUAAGACAUUGGCCGUAAGCUUCCUAUUAUACAUUAAGUGUGAAACAUUACGUGAGGAAUAUAUAGAGAUGCAAUCAAAUGUGAUGUAAGGGGAGAUUUUCCAUAUAAACAAUUAAAGGUU
Oncorhynchus tshawytscha (Chinook salmon) is the source of this 2285-nucleotide messenger RNA. Its product is annotated as interferon-induced protein with tetratricopeptide repeats 5. Gene Ontology annotation, cellular component: cytosol. Bases 283 to 1740 code for a protein of 485 amino acids. The transcript has 2 exons. Gene Ontology annotation, molecular function: protein binding. Gene Ontology annotation, biological process: defense response to virus. The record is from RefSeq and is a predicted model, not a curated record. Lineage: Eukaryota; Metazoa; Chordata; Actinopteri; Salmoniformes; Salmonidae.